AUGAACGAUGCUCGUCCUUCGUUCGUAGCUCUAAUUCCGAACGGCAAAGGGGUGACUGGUGUUGCUGCAUUGGGCCACAUGAAUGCUGCCGGAGGAGGGAGAACGAAUCCGUUCGGCGAGGCUUUUGGAGCCGCCGGCCGCGAGUGGACGAAGGAGCUGUGUGAAGCGGACUCGGAUGGAGACGGAGCUUCGAAUGGUGAAGAGCUCGGCGAUCCAUGCUGCACCUGGUCGCCUUCAACUGGUUUUAAUGCCUUCUCCCCUUCAGCUGUGCCGACUCAUCCUGGUGUCGCCAACAGCUUCUCGACUGAACAACUUAAUGCCAUGACAUGCGGCGGCGAGGCGGAUCUCAACGUGGUUGCUUCCAAUGGAGACGCUUCCAGCACCAGCGGCUCCUUUGACGACGUGGUUGCCCCAACGAUCCAACCUCGCUUCUCUUCCGGCCCAAAACUCGACCAGACCUCCCCAGCUCCCGCUACUUCAGUUGCCCAGAGCCUGAAAACUUCGGCAGUUGCUCUCUACUGCUUCAGCAUUAUCGCGUUAGCUCUAGCGAUGUAA
Phytophthora infestans T30-4 is the source of this 555-nucleotide messenger RNA. RefSeq lists its product as uncharacterized. The record is from RefSeq and is a predicted model, not a curated record. Lineage: Eukaryota; Oomycota; Peronosporomycetes; Peronosporales; Peronosporaceae. The transcript is spliced from 3 exons. The coding region runs from base 1 to 555 and encodes 184 amino acids.